AUGGUUUUUCUGUUUCUUUUCCUGUUGCUACCAUUUAUGAGACCGACUUCGAAUGCCGACUCUGCGGACGAAAUAUUCGGCAACUUUAUUCACCCCCCUGCCAUCAUAGAAGAUGACAUCUAUGGCGACAACUUGAUCUUCAGGCUAGGGGACGUUGAAGAGCUUCGCUGGACCACGGAUUGGGACUCAUACAAUCUACGACUCUACCAGCGGGAUAUUAUGAACGGUAACACUCCGUUCACCGCGCCUGGCACAACAAUCUUCAGCAAGCCCCAGAACCAAGCAGAGCCAGGCGGGUUGAACUGGACGGUCCAGACUUAUACCUUCGACCUUGACAUCUCCCCGGUAUUCAUCCUUGAAAUCGAAAACUCGGCGGGCGACUCGGGUUUCAGCUCUCACUCCUUCAACAUCAGUAGUAAACGGCUUGUUACUUCGACCGCUCCGCCUACACCUUCAUCCAAACCGGAAUCACCAACCACUGACGCUGGGUCUGCGUCAGGCCUCGACCUUCGCCUUCCCCUCGGUCUUGGCCUCGGCCUUGGCAUUCCCCUUGUUGCGCUCGCCAGUUUUGUCCUGGGAUAUUUCGUCUUCAACCUUUGCGGACGCCUCCCCAAGGAGGAGGCAGAGAAGCCUUCACAACGACAGACAUCGCCUCAUGGUAACCAACCGCCGUACGAAAUUGGGAGUGGUCAGCCGGCCGUAGCAUUACAGGAAGAACCAAUCUACUAUGAGGCAGACCCGUCGGCAGCUCGGCUAUCGGAACUGCCUGGGGAGCAAGGCCGCAAAGGGAGCGUGUAA
Molecule: messenger RNA, 798 nt
Organism: Phialemonium atrogriseum
Lineage: Eukaryota; Fungi; Ascomycota; Sordariomycetes; Cephalothecales; Cephalothecaceae
Exons: 2
Coding region: 1-798 (265 amino acids)
Source: RefSeq, a predicted model, not a curated record